AGGAAUCCUGUUCUCUCCCCACCCCACCCUGCGUUGCACGGGUCCUUGCACGCGCUAGUGAGCACUCAGUCCUUGCACGGCUUGUGCACAGAGAGCCUGGGGGCGGCGGAGGCUGGGCCCAGGAGAGUGUGUGGAGGGGGGAGUGUGCUGGGGGGGUGUCUCUGCUCCAUGGUAUUUGGGGGGGAACGGGGGGGUGUCGUCUCAGGUUCUGGUGCGGGGAGACGGACCCUGUUAGCUCCAGUAGCAGAGGGUUAACCCCACCCCACCCCCCAGCGACGGUUUGUUUACAUUGGGUCUCCACGCGCCUGCUCCCCCCGCCUCCUGAUUGGCUUCCCCUGUCACUGGGGCCCCCCCCGCAGAAUCCCGGGUGUGUGGGGGGGGGAGUUGGGAGCCGGCAGAUAAAUGGGUGCUGGAAGGGGGCAGGGGGGCACGUCGACGGGGCCAUGGAGCCCCUCGAGCUGGACAGGAUUCGCUGCGAGGUGUCCCGAGGCCUCUGGGUGUUCAGGAAACAGCUGGGGACCCAGCUCACCGUCUAUCUGGGCAAGCGGGACUUCGUGGAUCACCUGGACCGGGUGGACCCCGUGGAUGGCGUGGUGCUGGUGGACCCUGAGUACCUGAAGGAUCGGAAAGUGUUUGUGACGCUGACCUGCGCCUUCCGCUACGGGCGCGAGGACUUGGACGUGCUGGGCCUGUCGUUCCGGAAGGAUCUGUUCUCGGCCACCCGCCAGGCCGUGCCCCCCCUGCCCGAGGAACGGCGCCCCCCCACCCGCCUGCAGGAGCGGCUGCUGCGCAAGCUGGGGCCCCAGGCCCACCCCUUCGCCUUCACGAUCCCACAGAACCUGCCCUGCUCUGUGACGCUACAGCCCGGCCCAGAGGACACGGGCAAGGCUUGCGGGGUCGAUUUUGAGAUCCGAGCUUUCUGUGCCAAAUCCCUGGAAGAAAAGAUUCACAAAAGGAACUCGGUGCGGUUGGUGAUCCGGAAGGUGCAGUAUGCGCCCGAAAAGCCCGGCCCCCAGCCCAUGGCCGAGACCACCCGGCACUUCCUCAUGUCGGACCGGUCCCUGCACCUGGAAGCCUCGCUGGACAAGGAGCUCUAUUACCACGGGGAGCCCAUCAGCGUGAACGUGCACGUGACGAACAACUCCAGCAAGAGCGUGAAGAAGAUCAAAGUCUCGGUGCGGCAAUACGCAGACAUCUGUCUCUUCAGUACGGCCCAGUACAAGUGUCCGGUGGCCCAGACCGAGCAAGAUGACCAGGUGUCGGCCAGCUCCACGUUCUGCCGGGUUUACACCCUGACGCCGCUGCUGAGCCAGAACCGGGAGAAGCGGGGCCUGGCGCUGGACGGGAAACUCAAACACGAGGACACCAACCUGGCCUCCAGCACCAUAGUCAAGGAGGGGGCGAACAAGGAGGUGCUGGGGAUUCUGGUCUCGUACCGUGUGAAGGUGAAGCUGGUUGUCUCACGGGGGGGUGACGUGUCCGUGGAGCUGCCCUUCGUCCUAAUGCACCCUGAGCCCCGCGAGGAGUUCGCACUGGCACGGCCCCAGUCAGUUGUCCCAGAGAUGGACGUGCCCGUCGACACCAACCUCAUCGAAUUUGAAACCCACUAUGGCCAGGACGACGACAUUGUCUUCGAGGAUUUCGCCCGCCUGCGGCUCAAGGGGGAAGUCAAGGAUGACCAGGACGAUGACCAUUUCUGAGGGCGGGGGAGGGAGCUGGGCAGCUGACCUCCCUCCCCAUAGCAGAGCUGGGGCCUGGCUCUGGAUGGAGGGGGGGGGGGAGAUUUUAACUGUGUCUGUUUGGGCUUUUUAUGCUGUGUUGCCCCCCCAUGAGGGGGCCCCCACUAAAGCCUCCCAAUCUCACUGCUGUACAGGGGGGCCCCCAGAACCCAGGUCUGGCUUUUAAAUGUCAUUAACUUGGGGGGUCUCCUUUUCUUCCCGAACCCCCAAGAUUUUAACCAUGGCUCCUCUCCUGAGCUCUGGAAGGGGUAACCCCCCUACUCCAGGGGAAAGCUGCUCCCCCCACGGCCCCCCCAGUGAAAAGCACUGGACUCCUCUCUGGGCAUUAUUGCUGCUUAGACACCCAUGGCCCCUGUUCAUCGAUCUGUGGACUUUUACACCUGUUUUCAUUCUGGGGGGGUCCCUGCCUCCCAUAUCUGCUGUAGGGACCCCUGCCUGGUGAGGGUGGAAUCAGGACCUGGCGCCCCCUCUGGGGGGGGGCCUGCGGAUGCUCGUGCUGGGCGUUGGGGAUUUCAGGUUUUUGUGGCAGUUGCGCUAUAGCCGUCGGGGGGGGCUCUCAGAGCACUGGGACAAGUAAAGAAAAUAUCAACUGGU
Messenger RNA from Dermochelys coriacea (leatherback sea turtle), 2333 nucleotides. It is a transcript of the gene ARRB2, whose product is annotated as arrestin beta 2. The record is from RefSeq and is a predicted model, not a curated record. Bases 444 to 1700 code for a protein of 418 amino acids. Gene Ontology annotation, biological process: G protein-coupled receptor internalization; positive regulation of ERK1 and ERK2 cascade; signal transduction. Gene Ontology annotation, cellular component: cytoplasm. The transcript is spliced from 14 exons. Lineage: Eukaryota; Metazoa; Chordata; Testudines; Dermochelyidae. Gene Ontology annotation, molecular function: angiotensin receptor binding.